Messenger RNA from Neoarthrinium moseri, 1872 nucleotides. RefSeq lists its product as uncharacterized. The transcript is spliced from 4 exons. Bases 1 to 1872 code for a protein of 623 amino acids. Lineage: Eukaryota; Fungi; Ascomycota; Sordariomycetes; Amphisphaeriales; Apiosporaceae. Gene Ontology annotation, molecular function: transmembrane transporter activity. Gene Ontology annotation, biological process: transmembrane transport. The record is from RefSeq and is a predicted model, not a curated record.
AUGUCUGAACAUGUCGAACUCGGUCAGCUUGGAGCUGCGAAGCUUGCUGGUGUAACACCAAACUACAACGAUUCGCCUGGGAACAUGUCCGAAAGGGAAAGUCGCGUGCCGCUUCUGGGCUCGCCCGGCACGUCGAGGCAUUCCGAUGAAGAGUCUCGGGAUUCUGAUCACUAUGGUACGUCCGGAAGUAAGCGCUCAGCCACGACGACAGUCCUUGAUGCCGACAGCGAUGAAGAAGACGACAACAAUGUCACCAGCGAUGCUCAAGGGGGAGUGCAGCAAGCUGAUGCCAUUAAUCUUGUCUGGUCGCGAAGUGCUCUGAUCCUAGCCUACUGCUUCAUCUUUCUCUGCUCUUUUGCCCAGGCUCUACAAUGGCAGAUCCUCUCCAACCUGACCCCAUACGUAACGAGCGAGUUCUCAUCACACUCUUUAAUUCCGACCAUCGGUAUUGUUUCAUCCGUGUUGAGCGGCGUCUUGAAGUUGCCCAUCUCCAAAGUCAUCGACGCAUGGGGUAGACCUCAGGGUUUGGCCGCCAUGAUUGUUCUAGCAUCCAUCGGCUUGAUACUCAUGGCAGCGUGCCAGGAUGUUAAGACCUACGCUGCUGCUCAAGUGUUCUACCAAGUCGGAAUCAGUGGGUUCUCCUACGUGCUGGACAUCAUCAUCGCGGAUACCUCAUCCUUGAAGAACCGGACGCUCGCAUUCGCAUAUUCCAACACCCCGAAUCUGAUCACCACGUUCAUUGGACCUCCCAUUGCUCGGGCAUUCUACGAGCAGAGCAGCUGGCGCUGGGGCUUUGCAUUUUCCGCGAUCCUCUUCUUCGUCCUCUCUCUGCCCAUCCUGACUAUCUUGAUGCUGAAUGCGCGCAAAGCAAGAAGGCUCGGUUUGUUGAAGAAGAAGACAAAGAAGAGAUGGACUCUGGAGUAUUUGCAGGACAGCUUGAAAGAAUACGACGUUAUCGGCGUUCUAUUGGUCACAGCUGGGCUGACGAUGGUCUUUGUGCCUUUUUCCCUUGGCACGCGUGCUGAGGACCAGGCAGGUCUGGCAGUACUAGUGACCGGUCUAGUACUCCUCGUUGCCUUUGCCUUCCAUGAACGAUACUAUGCCACGCGGCCGGUCAUCGCUUUCUCCCUGUUGUUUUCUCGAAACGUUGCCGGAUCAUGCUUUCUGUCUAUUAUCCUAUUCGUAGCGUACAACGCUUGGGACUCGUAUUAUUCAUCCUAUCUUCAGGUUGUCCACGGUCUCAGCAUUACGCAGGCGGGAUAUAUCGAUCAUAUCUAUGGCUUUGGCUCGUGCUUGUGGGCAAUCCUGGUGGGGUAUUUGAUCAGGGUUACGGACCGGUACAAGUGGCUUGCGUGGGCUGCUCUCCCCGUGCACAUCCUGGGUGGUACUGCCAUGAUCUUCUUCCGACGCCCCGACACACAUGUCAGCCUGUUGGUGCUGUGCCAGGUCCUCAUUACCAUCGGCGGGAGUACACUCGUGGUAUGUGACCAGAUGGCGGUCAUGGCAGUUUGUAGUCACGAAGAGCUAGCAUCGGUCAUGGCUGUGCUUUUGCUGGCGGCGUACGUUGGCUCCGCCGGUGGGAAUGCAUUGAGUGGUGCCAUUUGGAACAGCACUUUACCUAAAGCACUGAGCGAGCUACUGCCAAACUUGUCUCCGCGCGAGUUAGCUGCACUAUGCUCAGACAUCACAAAGCAGCUAAGCUAUCCGAUGGGCGACCCUAUUCGAGACGCCAUCAUCACGGCUUACGACAGGGCACAAGUCAGGAUGUGCAUCACCGGCGCAUUCAUAUCACUCUUGGAGAUCGUAGCCGUGGCUAUGUGGAAGGAUGCGAUAGUCAGUCAGGUGAAGCAGGUCAAAGGCAAGGUGAUCUGA